AUGUGGAUGUUGUGCGCUGCAACACAGUUAGGCUUGGUAUGGUGUUUCGUUGUUCUUGGUUGCGCACAGGAAUUGCUGUUGAGAUGUGCACACUCAUUAGCUAGCACAAAUUCCGUCAAAUGCCGAUUUUACGAUCAACACUGCUACGCCAAAAUGUUUCACCUAUCGGGAAAGUUGUUGGCACCUGCGCCAGCUCCUUUAUCGAAAAACGUCGAAUUCCCAAGACUAGUAAAACCUAGACACCCCGCCGCGAGAGAGACUAGAUCGCUAUUGGCUGAAUUCACCGAAAUGCCGCAUUCUAAGCGCGGUCUACAAUCCCGGAAAACGCCCGGCGACUGUUAUGUCUUUGAUGACAUAUGA
This is a messenger RNA of Babesia ovata, 360 nucleotides long. RefSeq names its product lethal(2) giant larvae homolog, putative. The record is from RefSeq and is a predicted model, not a curated record. NCBI's taxonomy places the organism in Eukaryota, Apicomplexa, Aconoidasida, Piroplasmida, Babesiidae. Bases 1 to 360 code for a protein of 119 amino acids. The transcript has 5 exons.